Messenger RNA from Oncorhynchus gorbuscha (pink salmon), 1259 nucleotides. RefSeq names its product 28S rRNA (cytosine-C(5))-methyltransferase-like. Lineage: Eukaryota; Metazoa; Chordata; Actinopteri; Salmoniformes; Salmonidae. Gene Ontology annotation, biological process: rRNA base methylation. Bases 1 to 624 code for a protein of 207 amino acids. Gene Ontology annotation, cellular component: nucleolus. Gene Ontology annotation, molecular function: methyltransferase activity. The record is from RefSeq and is a predicted model, not a curated record. The transcript has 7 exons.
AUGGCUUUGUACGUGAAAGCUGCCGAGAUUAUCGAGAAAGUUCUGGUGUAUGACCUAGUUGUUGGUAAGGGGCUGCAGUGUGGCGGGGCCUGGAAGGCUCUGAUGAUGAAGCACUGCUCCAGACUGCAGGCUGCCCUGGCCGGCAUGAAGAUCAAUCAGAAGGUCAGCUGCAACCAGGACCUACUCUCCUCCAGUCCCCAGCAGCCUGAAGGCUAUCAGCUCCCAAGGUAUGUGCGUGUGAACAUAUUAAAGACCACGGUGGAGGACGCCAUCGAUUACCUAAAGAGAGAGGUCUUUCGCCUUCCUGGGACAGGCCUACAAAGUCAGCUCAAUGACCUGAAUCUGAAGGGGAAUCUGGGUGACCUGCAACUUUCAGACCUGCUGGUUGUCUCUGCGAAGACAGACUUCCAUGACCACAAUCUCUACAAGGCUGGCCACAUCAUUCUACAAGACAAGGUACAAGGCCAGCUGUCUCCCUGCAUACUUCGUGAACCCUCUUACAGGCAGCCAUGUCCUGGCUCCUGUACAGCGCCGGGGAACAAAACCAACCACCUCUCCGCCAUCAUGAAUAACAAAGGAAAGAUGCACCUCAAUGACUCAGAAGGACUCACAAGUCAAGGAUGAGACGCCGGCAUCCCAAAAGGAGCACGACAGUCCUCGUCUGAAGGCCCUGGCAGUGUUCCAGCUGCACUGUCUCAACCACGCCAGGCACUUCCUUCGUCUGCAGCGACUCCACCGGCUCCAUUCACACAGAGGAAUGAGCAAGUGGUUGCCGCCUGCCUGCAGCAGAACCCAGGCUUCAGUUAGGAAACAAAUAUUAAUCUAAUGAUCAAUUCCCAAAUUGAAUAGAGAUUAUCAUGGAACUGAAUAAGUAUUUUACCUAUCUGGGUUUCUGUGAUUGUAAGAACAGUAAAGCAUUGUCUUGUGGCAACCUUUGAUCUGAGACACCAGCUCUGUUUCCACCCUUUGUUAAUGCAGGCUGGUUCCUCUGCUCCAAAAGUGGCCAGAGUGUUGCUCUGGCUACCCUCGCAGUGUCACCAAGCCAGCACCACCAAAGCCCUCACCCACAGCUUCUUUGUGGUCCUGCUGGAGUGACAAACAGCACAGAGUCUAGAACAGCCGGCCUCUCAAACACUUUGAGUAGCAGUCAUAUUUUUAAAAAAAAAUUAACUAGGCAAGUCAGUUAAGAACAAAUUCUUAUUUACAAUGACGGCCUACCCUGGCGACGCAGGACCAAUUGUGCACCGCCCUAUGGGACU